Asparagus officinalis (garden asparagus) is the source of this 1598-nucleotide messenger RNA. RefSeq names its product hydroxyproline O-arabinosyltransferase 1-like. The transcript is spliced from 8 exons. Gene Ontology annotation, molecular function: glycosyltransferase activity. The record is from RefSeq and is a predicted model, not a curated record. The coding region runs from base 101 to 1204 and encodes 367 amino acids. Lineage: Eukaryota; Viridiplantae; Streptophyta; Magnoliopsida; Asparagales; Asparagaceae.
CCCACUCGCAAAGUAUAAUACUCUACUAAGAGCAAUAAAAUCACACAAAACCAACAAAAAUUCAGGGAAAAAAAAAUCCGCCCCCCCCAAAAAAAAAAUCAUGGGCUGUGGGCCCAACUUCAUCUCCUCCGUCCUCAUCACGAUCACCGUCGCCCUCAUCACCUACAACGUCAUCAUCUCCUCCACCUCCAUCCUCCCCCAAAACUUCCCGGGCCCACAAACACGGCCCACUGUUGAUCCAAUCAUCCGCAUGCCAAAUGGCCGGGCCGGGCCUAAUAAGCAGCGGCGUCUGUUCCACACCGCCGUCACGGCCUCCGACUCCGUGUACAACACGUGGCAGUGCAGGGUGAUGUACUACUGGUUCAAGAAGGCCAAGGCCGGGCGCGGGUCGGAUAUGGGCGGGUUUACCCGGAUCCUGCAUUCUGGCAAACCCGACCCGUUUAUGGACGAGAUUCCUACUUUUGUUGCUGACCCGUUGCCUGCUGGAAUGGAUCGGGGAUACAUUGUCCUUAACAGGCCUUGGGCUUUUGUUCAGUGGCUUCAGAAAGCAGAUAUCCAGGAAGAUUAUAUAUUGAUGGCAGAACCAGACCAUCUUAUUGUUAAGCCUAUACCAAAUCUCUCAAAAGAAGGCCUUGCAGCUGCAUUCCCUUUCUUCUACAUUGAACCCAAAAAGUACGAGUCGACUCUUCGAAAGUUCUUCCCUGUGGAAAAGGGACCAAUCACUGAUAUUGACCCUAUAGGGAAUUCCCCUGUAAUUGUUGAGAAGGCAUCUCUUAUGAAGAUUGCUCCUACAUGGAUGAAUGUUUCCUUGGCAAUGAAGAAGGAUCCUGAAGCAGAUAAGGCAUUUGGCUGGGUGCUUGAGAUGUAUGCAUAUGCUGUUGCAUCUGCCCUGCAUGGAGUGGGAAACAUCCUACACAAAGAUUUCAUGAUUCAGCCUCCUUGGGACUUGGAUGUUGCUGAGAAAUUCAUUAUCCAUUAUACCUAUGGUUGUGACUAUGAUUUGAAGGGUAAGUCAACUUAUGGAAAGAUUGGAGAAUGGAGGUUUGAUAAAAGGUCAUAUGAUCGCAAACCACCUCCGAGGAACCUUGCGUUACCACCAGCUGGCGUCCCUCAGAGUGUGGUGACUCUGGUUAAAAUGGUUAAUGAAGCAACAGCAAACAUUCCAAAUUGGGACGCCUACGUAAAUGGCUCCAAUUCUAACUGAGGAUUGCACAAGUAGUAUCGGCUUUUUCUGCUACAGUUUCUGUUCAUAGUAAAUCGUCGAUGCUGUCUAUUCGAUGCCUUCUGGAUUAAUCCGAAAGGCACAACCGGGAGAGCUUGUUAUAUGAAGGGAAACCAUAAAGUAAUGGGCGACGGUGUGGUGAAUUUAUAGUAAUGUUGGAUGUUGAGCUUCUUCAUCGAGUGAAAAAUGUAAGCUUAGUGGAUAAAAUCAACCUCAAUAUUAAUUUUGCUCCUGUAGAAAACCUUCUGUUGUAUUGUAUUACCCCGCUCUUUGGAGACUAGUUGUCUCCAGUACACGAGUUCCCUUGAGUAAUUGUCUGGAACUGGUUUAAAGGAAGGAACCUGUGCGGAUGUUAUGUUAGUUAUAUUUUGUGUGA